Molecule: messenger RNA, 579 nt
Organism: Haemonchus placei
Lineage: Eukaryota; Metazoa; Nematoda; Chromadorea; Rhabditida; Trichostrongylidae
Source: the annotation of a GenBank genome assembly
AUGGCGAUCUGUAUUUUCUACGCACGGAUGCUUGCAUCGGAAGCGUGUACAGAAGACCUGACGAUGCAAGCUAGGAAGAUUAAGUACGACGUCAUCGGACUGACCGAGACGAGAAGGCAUCGCGCGCUGCACGCUGUUUUUGAGACUGGAGAAGAACUGCUCCUUGGAACAUGUGACAGCAGAGGCGUCGGCGGCGUAGGUGUCUUCGUCAAUACGCACUUGGCCAUGAACUUCGAUUCGUAUGAAAGCUUAACAACCCGAAUCGGACGUUUGCGAUUAAGAAGAGGUGGCUCAACCCCAGCUCCAACCAUAUUCGGUGCUUACGCACCAACAUCGAGCUACGAAGAAGAAGAGUUGGAAGCGUUUUUCAUGGAUUUGGAGAGGCUCUACAGAGAAGACCACACUUCCUUCAAGGGCAUCGUCGGUGAUUUUAACGCCAAGAUUGGACCCAGAAGAACGGCUGAAGAGCUUCAUAUCGGGACUCACAAUAUAUGUAAUAUAUCAUGUCGACCCACACCAUCCAUGGUACUCGCAGUUCCAGAAGCCCUCUCAUUUGAGAUGGACAUGAGAGUCACCUGA